ACGGAAAACGGGAAGGAAGGACGUUAAACUUUUGGACGAAUUUCAAGAUCGUCGACGCGGAUUUUCACCAAACUUUUUAGUCGAUUACCUGAGACAGAAAACUUUUUGUCGGCGAACAAAACCCCGAGCGGCGAUCGGACUUACAUCUCCUAACUUUAUGUACUUAGACCUGUCUCUUCCCGCGCUCCGCCCUACUAUGGUCAUUAUGGAAGUUCCCAGCAUCGACUGUGUCGCCCUUCGGGCGCUGCUGGACGGGGACGAGCCCGGCUGCCUCGUGCUGGACUGCCGCUCGUUCUUCUCUUUCAGCUCGUCUCACAUCCCCGGGUCCACCAACGUCCGCUUCAGCACCAUCGUGCGGCGGCGGGCGCGCGGCGGGCUCGGGCUCGAGCACAUCGUGCCGAACGAGGACACGAGGAGCGGGCUUCUGUCCGGCCGGUACCGGACCGUGGUGCUUCUCGACGAGAGGAGCUCCGACAUCGCCCAGACCAAGAAAGACGGGACCCUGAUGCUGGCCGUGACCGCGCUGUACAGAAACCCGUGCGGAGCUAACGUGGUCUUCCUGAAAGGUGGAUUUGACACAUUCGCUUCUGAAUUCCCUGAAAUGUGCACCAAACCAGCCCCCCCUCAGGGACUCAGUCUGCCUCUGAGUGCCAGCUGCCACCCUGACAGUGCUGGAUCCGGUUGUAAUACAUGCGCUACCCCUCUGUAUGAUCAGGGCGGCCCUGUGGAAAUCCUACCCUUUCUCUACCUUGGCAGUGCCUACCAUGCUUCUAGAAAAGACAUGCUGGACAUGUUAGGGAUCACAGCCCUCAUAAACGUUUCUGCCAACUGUCCAAACCACUUCGAGGACCAUUAUCAGUACAAGAGCAUUCCGGUUGAAGAUAACCACAAGGCUGACAUCAGCUCCUGGUUCAAUGAGGCCAUUGAAUUUAUCGACUCAGUACGGAACAAAGGUGGCCGUGUCUUCGUCCACUGCCAGGCCGGCAUCUCGCGGUCGGCCACCAUAUGCCUGGCCUACCUGAUGCGCACCAACCGGGUCAAGCUGGACGAGGCCUUCGAGUUUGUCAAGCAGCGGCGCAGCAUCAUCUCCCCCAACUUCAGCUUCAUGGGCCAGCUGCUGCAGUUCGAGUCGCAGGUUCUGGCCUCGUCCAAAUGCUCCUCGGAGGCAGGGAGCCCUGCGCUCAGCAAGAGCAGCACCGUUUUCAACUUCCCUGUCUCCAUCCCCGUCCACGCUGCGGCCAGCCCACUCUCCUUCCUGCACAGUCCCAUUACCCCCUCGCCCACCUGCUGACGGGACGUUUUGACAAGCAGGACGUUCUUGGUUCAGAUGAUCACUCUGGUGGUCUUUGCAUUUCUGGACAAUUACAAUACCUUAUUCCUCUUGUUACAACAGUAUUUGCACAGCUUUCUGGAGAGGAGUAGGUGGCUGGUCCAACCUCGCUCUUGCGGACUGGCUGUGUUUUGAACACAAGACGGCAGUCAUUCGUGUUGACUGAGCUGAAGGGGUUGGGCGUUCGUUAGUGUGCGUGUUUGUUAGUGGAACACACACGAGGCUCUUGAAUGUCUUUGUAUAUCAGUCUCCGGGAAUUCGAGUGUCGCAACUGAUAAUCACGUUGUGUUUUUAUUUAUUACCACCAAUAAAGCAGCAGGUCUUACAGUUUGCUCAGGAAAAGUUAGCUUUUAUUUGUUAGACACCCUUUGUUGUUUUUGUUUUUGUUUUAGCAAACACAAGUAGUCUGAGGGGACCAUGUGUUGAUGGGCUUGAAGGUGCUAAUCUGAGUGAAUGCCCCCUCUUUGGUUUCCUUUUUCGGUUCUUGAACAAUGAAUGUAUUUAUCAUCUCUGGCUAGACUAGCUCUGCCUUAAGACAAUGAAAGUUAAACGUAUGGCUCGCUCAAGGGCCAUUUAUGCCUUUCAGAACUUAAUCCAACUCACCAAGACGUUUGUUUCUUGUAAGCAAGCACGAAAUACCUCAUGUGUCUGUUUGUUGGCAGCCCUGUAAGAACCCUCCCUCAAGCACUAAUGGGAGUGACUUCCAGGAGACUGUUUUGAUAUGUGAUAUUUAUUUCCUAAAUUAAUAUAUUUCUUAUGUUAUAUUUUUACAUGUUUGUGAUAAGAUGUUUUGAUACUGACGAAUAAAUGAAUUUUUGUUACAAUA
Molecule: messenger RNA, 2156 nt
Organism: Colossoma macropomum (tambaqui)
Lineage: Eukaryota; Metazoa; Chordata; Actinopteri; Characiformes; Serrasalmidae
Gene: dusp1
Product: dual specificity phosphatase 1
Exons: 4
Coding region: 158-1291 (377 amino acids)
Biological process (GO): protein dephosphorylation; endoderm formation; negative regulation of p38MAPK cascade
Cellular component (GO): cytoplasm; nucleus
Molecular function (GO): protein tyrosine/threonine phosphatase activity; MAP kinase tyrosine/serine/threonine phosphatase activity
Source: RefSeq, a predicted model, not a curated record